GCGGAGCGGAGCGGGGCGGCGGGCUGAGCCCGGGCGGCCGAGCCGGCAGCGAGCAGCACGCAGCGCCGCCAGUCCUCCCGCCCGCCCUCUCCCCGUGCGCGGCGGCGGGGAGGCGAGGAAUUUGACACCUUGCCAGCCCGUGGAACAUUGCAUGACACGCAUCAUGAGUGACAGCGAAUGUGACAGCCAGUUUUACAGUGUGCAGGUGGCGGACUCGACCUUCACCGUCCUGAAACGCUACCAGCAGCUGAAACCCAUCGGCUCUGGGGCCCAGGGGAUUGUUUGUGCUGCAUUUGAUACGGUUCUUGGAAUAAAUGUUGCAGUCAAGAAACUAAGCCGCCCUUUUCAGAAUCAAACUCAUGCAAAGAGAGCUUAUCGCGAACUCGUCCUCUUAAAAUGUGUCAAUCAUAAAAAUAUAAUUUUCAUGUACGUGGCUGAUGUUUUCUUUCCCAGGUAUUUGGUUAUGGAAUUAAUGGAUGCUAACUUGUGCCAGGUUAUUCAUAUGGAGCUGGACCAUGAAAGAAUGUCCUACCUUCUGUACCAGAUGCUUUGUGGUAUUAAACAUCUGCAUUCAGCUGGUAUAAUUCAUAGAGAUUUGAAGCCCAGCAACAUCGUAGUGAAAUCAGACUGCACCCUUAAGAUCCUUGACUUUGGCCUGGCCCGGACAGCGUGCACCAACUUCAUGAUGACGCCCUACGUGGUGACACGGUACUAUCGGGCCCCCGAAGUCAUCCUGGGGAUGGGCUACAAGGAGAACGUGGACAUCUGGUCCGUCGGGUGCAUCAUGGCAGAAAUGGUCCUCCAUAAAGUCCUGUUCCCAGGAAGAGACUAUAUUGAUCAGUGGAAUAAAGUUAUUGAGCAGCUAGGAACACCAUCGGCAGAGUUCAUGAAGAAACUUCAGCCAACUGUGAGGAAUUAUGUAGAAAAUAGACCAAAGUAUCCUGGAAUCAAAUUUGAAGAACUCUUUCCAGAUUGGAUAUUCCCAUCAGAAUCUGAACGAGACAAAAUAAAAACGAGUCAAGCCAGAGAUCUGUUAUCAAAAAUGUUAGUGAUUGAUCCCGACAAGCGGAUCUCUGUAGACGAGGCCUUGCGUCACCCCUAUAUCACUGUUUGGUACGACCCCACGGAAGCGGAAGCACCACCACCUCAAAUUUAUGAUGCCCAGUUGGAAGAAAGAGAACAUGCAAUUGAAGAAUGGAAAGAGCUAAUUUACAAAGAAGUAAUGGAUUGGGAAGAAAGGAGCAAGAACGGCGUUGUGAAAGAUCAGCCUUCAGAUGCAGCAGUAAGUAGCAACGCGACUCCUUCUCAGUCAUCGUCGAUCAAUGACAUUUCAUCCAUGUCCACCGAGCAGACACUGGCCUCAGACACGGACAGCAGUCUGGAUGCCUCGACAGGGCCCCUCGAAGGUUGUCGAUGAUAAGUCAGAAAGAGCAAACUUGUUGUCGUUGGAGGAACUCUCGCUUCCAUGGGCCUGAAAUGCUUGGGAGUUGAUGGAACCAAA
This is a messenger RNA of Propithecus coquereli (Coquerel's sifaka), 1501 nucleotides long. It is a transcript of the gene MAPK9, whose product is annotated as mitogen-activated protein kinase 9. NCBI's taxonomy places the organism in Eukaryota, Metazoa, Chordata, Mammalia, Primates, Indriidae. Gene Ontology annotation, cellular component: nucleus; cytoplasm. The record is from RefSeq and is a predicted model, not a curated record. Gene Ontology annotation, molecular function: JUN kinase activity; ATP binding. Bases 152 to 1417 code for a protein of 421 amino acids. The transcript has 11 exons. Gene Ontology annotation, biological process: protein phosphorylation; JNK cascade.